Molecule: messenger RNA, 3681 nt
Organism: Sphaeramia orbicularis (orbiculate cardinalfish)
Lineage: Eukaryota; Metazoa; Chordata; Actinopteri; Kurtiformes; Apogonidae
Gene: emc1
Product: ER membrane protein complex subunit 1
Exons: 23
Coding region: 42-2939 (965 amino acids)
Biological process (GO): protein folding in endoplasmic reticulum
Cellular component (GO): EMC complex
Molecular function (GO): protein binding
Source: RefSeq, a predicted model, not a curated record
UUCCUCCUUCACUUGAAGAGCAAGCCAAAGCUGCUGCUGCAAUGGCAAAGCUAAUUUUGCAGUGGCUGAAAUUUGUUGUUUUGUGCGGUACUGUGGGGGCUGUGUUUGAAGAUCAAGUCGGGAAAUUUGACUGGAGGCAGCAAUAUGUAGGCAAGGUUCGUUUUGCCCAUUUUGACACACAUGUGCAGUCGUCCAAAAAGGUGGUUGUGGCAACUGAGAAGAAUGUAUUUGCCGCACUUAAUACGAGAACGGGAGAGCUCUUUUGGCGACAUGUGGACAAGACCGGAUCAGAGGGAAACAUAGAUGCUCUUUUGUUACAAGGAGCAGAUGCGGUGCUUGUGGUUGGAAAUGGCCGCCUGCUUCGCUCCUGGGAAGUAAAUAUUGGUGGUUUGAAUUGGGAGAUUCUGCUUGACUCUGGCAGUUUCCAGUCGGCCUGUUUAGUGGGACAACAGGACAAUGUGAAAUAUGUGGCUGUUUUGAAGAAAACCGUAAUAUCUCUCCAUUACCUUUCCAAUGGUCAUCAAAAAUGGAUUGAGAAUCUUCCAGACAGUGAAACUGUGGAUUACCAGGCUGUGUAUUCUGGUGGAAAUGGAGAAGUGUAUGUUCUGGGAGUCGUUCCACAUUCCCACAUUGCUGUUGUUGUUUACAGUGUGGAUGAUGGAGAGAUACUCAAACAGUUUUCAGUUGAAGCUGCUUGGCUGUCCAACAUUCAGACCAGCUGUGCAGUUGUCGGUAAAGGCAUGUUGACGUGCGUGGACUCAACAACAUUGUCUCUGUACAUGCUCGACCUACAUACACAAUUACAGAUGACCCAACUCCCUCUACAGACAUUGGGUCUUGAAGUUGAUCCUGGCUUUCACCCAACACUCGUGUCCACUCAGCCCAAUGCCGCUCGGCAGCCGCUGUCAGAGUUCUUUCUCCAGCUUGGGCCUGAACACUAUGUGCUGCUGCAGCUCAACAAUGGCCAGAUCGUUACACUGAGAGAUUUCAAGCCUGCCAUGCUUGUUUCAUUUGCAACCACUGGAGAGAAAACUGUUGCUGCAGUCAUGUCACCAAAGAAUAAAACUGCUUGCGGUCUUAACCUGUUUAGUGCAGACACAGGGCGCAGACUUCUGGACACCACACUCAUUUUUAACAUGGAUCCUUAUGGAGGUAAACCAGAGACGCUGUAUGUGCAGGCUUUCUUAAAGAAGGAUGACUCUGUUGGAUACAGGGCUAUUGUGCAGACAGAAGACCAUACGCUCACUUUCCUACAGCAGCCAGGGCGUGUGAUGUGGACAAGAGAGGAGGCUCUGUCAGAUGUGGUGACAAUGGAAAUGGUAGAUCUGCCUCUCACGGGAACACAGGCGGAGCUGGAAGGAGAGUUUGGCAAGAAAGCCGCCAUUCAAGAUGGCCUGAUGUCCAUGGUGCUGAAGAGACUCUCCUCUCAGUUCAUCUUGCUGCAGGCGUGGGUCUCGCACCUCUGGAAGCUGUUCUACGAUGCACGAAAGCCCCGCAGCCAAGUUAAAAAUGACGUCACCAUUGAGAAUCUGUCCAGAGAUGAGUUCAACCUGCAGAAAAUGAUGGUUAUGGUUACUGCGUCAGGCAAGCUGUUUGGAAUAGACAGCAAGACCGGCACUAUUGUGUGGAAACACUAUCUGGACAACAUCCCAUCUAAUGCAGCCUUCAAACUGAUGGUGCAGCGGACGACAGCGCACUUCCCUCAUCCACCACAGUGCACGCUGCUCAUCAAAGACAAGGACACAGGUCUGGCCACUCUCCAUGUAUUUAACCCCAUUUUUGGAAAGAAGAGUCACAUCACUCCACCAGCUCUGCCUCAGCCCAUCCUUCAGUCUCUCCUGCUGCCGCUCAUGGACCAGGAUUAUGCAAAAGUUUUACUUCUUGUUGACGACCAGUACAAGGUGUCUGCAUUUCCCUCUACAAAGAAUGUGUUACAACAGCUACAAGAAAUGGCCUCAUCCAUUUUCUUUUAUUUGGUCGACUCCAGUCAAGGAAGACUUAGUGGCUACAGGCUGCGGACAGACUUGUCCACUGAGCUGAUCUGGGAAGUCGUCAUCCCACCAGAAAUUCAGAGGAUUGUCUCAGUCAAAGGAAAAAGGCCAAAUGAACACGUUCACUCUCAAGGCCGAGUGAUGGGAGACCGGAGUGUCCUCUAUAAGUACCUGAACCCAAACCUCCUGGCUAUAGUGACUGAGAGCACAGACUCACACCAGGAGCGCAGCUUCGUCGGGAUCCUGCUCAUCGAUGGCGUCACUGGUCGGAUCAUCCAUGAGGCCGUCCAGAGAAAGACCAAAGGGCCGGUGCACGUCGUCCACUCUGAAAACUGGGUGGUGUAUGAAUACUGGAGCACAAAGUCCCGCAGGAACGAGUUCUCUGUCAUCGAGCUGUACGAGGGGAUGGAGCUCUACAACAGCACCGUGUUCAGCUCUCUGGAUCGGCCUCACGCUCCUCAGGUGCUCCAGCAGUCGUACAUUUUCCCCUCCGCCAUCUCCACCUUGGAGGCCACCCUGACCGAGAAGGGCAUCACCAGCCGCCAUCUGCUCAUUGGUUUACCGUCCGGAGGAAUUUUGUCAUUACCCAAGAUGUUCCUUGACCCCCGGCGGCCGGAAAUCGUAACUGAGCAAAGCCGUGAGGAGAACCUGAUCCCAUAUGCGCCUGAGCUGCCGAUCCGAACAGAGUGGUACAUCAACUACAAUCAGACCAUAUCCAGAGUACGAGGGAUCUACACCGCCCCCUCUGGACUGGAGUCCACCUGUCUGGUGGUUGCGUACGGCCUCGACAUCUACCAGACACGCGUUUAUCCCUCAAAGCAGUUUGACGUUCUCAAAGACGAUUACGACUACAUGCUCAUCAGCAGCGUCCUCUUCGCCCUCUUCUUUGCCACCAUGAUCAGCAAACGGCUGGCAGAAGUCAAACUGCUCAACCGGGCCUGGCGGUAAAGCGAUCGUCCAAAUCCCAUCUCCGAACAGCCCCGAGGCUGCACGAAGGACCUCAGCCCGAGGAGAUGAAACGGCUGAGGCUGUGCCUGUAGAAAAACGCAGGUCAAAGUUCAAUAAGGCCCUUAAGGAACUGCAGGGGUGACGGGGAGGCGGGUGGGGUUGAAAGGAGGGAUUAGUACUGGUUAUGUGUGUUUAUUUUUUAACUUAUUUUCAAGCACAAGAAAUUAUUUCACAAUAAAAUGUUUUUUGUGCCAUGUCAUUUUUGAUUAAAUGUUUAACAUAACUAAUUACAAAUGAAUGAAGCAGAGUUGGUUUUAUAAAUUGUGGACUUAAAAGAGAUAGAGUUUAAAAUGUUUUCUAAAUUUACUUUUGUGACAUUUCUGCCUCAUUAGACUGUAUAAAGGAGAGUAAAAUGUGGAAGUCAGAGAAAGGAGACACAACCAUGAUACGGUACAAUCUCAGACUUGUACCUUUAGCCUGCUGAGUCGCCUAAACGCCAUUAGGUUUGAUGGCAAAUGAACUGUGAAUAUGAAUCCUGAGGAGAUUAUGUAGUUUGGAAAAGAAAUUAUUUGAGGAGUUUUGGGUUUUUUUUUGUUGACUGUCAUCGCCAUCACAUGUUGACAAAGGAAGAUGAAAAGUAGCUCAUGUUUUUAUGUACGUCAGCUCAUAUGUUUAUGAGCGGUUUUGUUUCAUUUUCAACUGUUGUCGAUGCUCCAUUAAAAUUUGUCUCCAACUCCUUUAA